AUGGGGAUGAAAAAAAAAAUGAGUUUCAUCGCAAAUCUGCAGCUGAGUCUCCCUCCACGAGCACCUCCUUCACCUUCCACCACAAUUACAUCAUCAUCGUCAAACUCGAAGCCCAAGUUCUUGUGCUCUUUGCAGAAACCUAGACCAUCUUCUCCAAUUUCUCUAACUCCAAACAUAAUCUCUCUGGCCCUUGCUCUGUCUCUCUCUUCCUCCUUCCCUGCCUUAGCAAUCCCUUCUCUCUCCUCUUCACAAUCUCCCACCACUCCUUUCACCCAAUCCAAGUUCUUGCAAACUGGUCUUCAAGAUGGAAAAAUUAGACCUUGCCCUUCGAUAAACCCAGGAUGUGUAUCCACCAAUCCAAAGUCGUCUUCUUUCUCAUUCCCGUUGAGGAUCCCAGAGAACGAUACAGAGGAUCCAAUUCAGAAAUUGGAGGAAGCAAUAAUGAACACCCAGAAGAACCCGAAGAUAUUGGCUCUCGAAGAUACCCCUUACGGGAGGUAUCUGGAGGCAGUGGUGGAAGGAGGGUUUAGCAGAGAUGUGAUGGAGUUCUUGGUGAAAGGAGAUGUGGUUUCGUAUAGGUGUAUGGCCACAAAGGUUACAUAUGUGUAUCCCUUCACUACUGCCUUUGGAGAUUCCAAGGGACAGGAAGAGAGGAUGAAGAAGCUCGUUGAUCAGCUCGGUUGGUAUGCUCCUAGUUUCGACUCCAUUGAUUAGUUCUUCACAAUCUCUGUGUGUGUGUUUUUGGUGAAACUUGGCCAAAUUUUUGCAGUACCCUCUUUAGUUCCUUGAAUGUUGUAAUGUUAUUUCAUUGUGUCUUCUCUUCCAUUGAUUAGUUGUUCUCAUUCUCUUCUCACUGUCUUCUCUUCCAUUGAUUAGUAUAGUUCUCAUUCUCUUCUCAGUCUCUGUGUUAUCUUGUGACACAGCCAAAAUUUUUGCAGUAUCCUUUUUAGUUCUUGAGGUUGUUGUCUGAA
Tarenaya hassleriana is the source of this 971-nucleotide messenger RNA. RefSeq names its product thylakoid lumenal 17.9 kDa protein, chloroplastic. Lineage: Eukaryota; Viridiplantae; Streptophyta; Magnoliopsida; Brassicales; Cleomaceae. The transcript is spliced from 4 exons. The coding region runs from base 1 to 714 and encodes 237 amino acids. The record is from RefSeq and is a predicted model, not a curated record.